AUGUUUGACAAGCUUCGAACCGCGUUUUCAAAUGUCGCAAAGAACCUGGGCGAGAAGGAGCUAAACGAAGAUGACAUCGACGGCGUGCUGUUUGAUCUGGAGGUCUCCCUGCUGGAAUCCGACGUGGCAUCUGAGGUCAUCAACUCCAUCAAGGACGACCUCAAGGGUAGGCUGGUGAGUUCCAGGGUCGACAAAUCCGAGGUGUCUGCAUUUGUCAGGAGCGGACUGAUCCGACUCAUAUCCGGGAUGUUUGAUGAUGCGGGCACGGUGGACGUGCUGGAAGAGAUCCGGGCAAAGAAGGAGUCGCCGGAUCCCUACAUCAUACUGUUUGUGGGAAUCAACGGGACGGGAAAGACCACCACGGUGGCCAAGGUUGCGCACCUGCUGAAGAACUCCAAGCUCUCUGUUGCCGUGGCGGCCUCGGACACCUUCAGGGCCGGCGCCAUCGAGCAGAUAAAGGAGCACAUGAACCGGCUGCACCUCAAGAUUAUCGCGCAGAACUACGGGGCGGAUCCCGCGGCGGUGGCCCGGGACGCCGUGCUGUAUGCGAGAUCCCACAAGAUCGACUGCAUUCUGAUCGACACCGCGGGAAGGAUGCAGACCAGCAAGAACCUGAUGGAGCAGAUUGUAAAGAUAACCAACGUGGUGAGGCCAGACCUGACGGUAUUCGUCGGCGACUCACUGGCAGGCAACGACACGGUAAACCAGGCCCGGGAGUUUCACAACCAUGUAAAGUUUAACGCGUCCAUUCUGACAAAGAGCGACGCGGACGCCCGCGGGGGAGCUGCGCUCUCCAUCGUCAAGGUUACCUCGACGCCGGUGAUCUUUGUGGGCGUGGGCCAGGAGUACGGCGACCUUGCGCCCUUUGACAAGGACGUCUUUCUAAAGACGGUGUUUGGCUCACUGGACGGGGUGGAUCUGGGGGCCGCGCUGCCUGAGAGGGCGCCUGCCGGUGCGGGAGAUGCCAUGGGACCGGCCCCAGGUGAGGAGGCCAGACAGGAGCCUGCCGCAGAGCCGGAUGCCGGGAAUGUGCCAGAGCCCGAGGCAGGAUCUCCAGAAGAGCCGAUCGCCGCAGAGACGCCGGUUACCAAAGUGGAGCCAGAGCCCAUGGCAGAGCCCCCAGAGGAGCCGACUGCUCCAGAGGCGCCUGACACUCCAGAAGAGCCGGACACCGAAGCAGGACCAGAGCCAGAACCCAUGGCGGAACCCCCAGAGGAGCCGACUGCAGAGAAACCGGAUACCAAAGACGGGCUUGUGGGCGAGAUCGGCGGCAUACUGAAGGCAGCCGAGGCGGAGACCCGGGAGCAGACUGUUGCAGAAUCCCCGCAGGUGCGAGAAGAGGCAGAGCCCAAAAAACAGAAAGCCGCAGAAUCAGAGGGCGAUCCCUUUGAGGGAAUCAGCACCGCAGACAUUGUCCUGUACUCUGAUCUUUACGAUGUCGCCCCACCAGAGGAUGACCGCCGGGCCGCCCUGCUUGCAGACAAGGUCAGAAGGUGGAUAUCAGACAACAGGCCCGCUCCAGACGAGGCGCCAAAACCACAAAAUGUCGAUCUGAAGGAAUCCUCAACGGAAGAGCCACAAAAGGACGAUCUGAAGGAGCCAGAAAAGGCAAAAAAGAAAAAGGGACUCUUUGGAAGGUUUAGAUGA
Molecule: messenger RNA, 1647 nt
Organism: Geodia barretti
Lineage: Eukaryota; Metazoa; Porifera; Demospongiae; Tetractinellida; Geodiidae
Source: the annotation of a GenBank genome assembly